AUGGCUCCUUCAAUCACACCCCUCAAAUUUUUUCUGCUCACAGUACUCUUAACCACCGCCUGCCUCGCUCAAACACCCACUACUCCGCCUAGGGUUCCUCCCGCCGCCGCUCCGACGCCACCACCGGCCAGAAGAACGCCGCCGCCUACUCCCUCUCCGCCUUCCCGAUCCACCCCGCCUCCCACCAGCAGCACCCCCAGGAGAAGCAGAACACCCCCAUCCCGCCCCCCUACCCCCACCCCUACCCCUGCCCCCACCCCUGCCGAGGCACCCGCCCCGCCUCCCAGCCCCACCCCUCCCACCGGAAAUGCUGCUAGUGGGCGGUUCAUCAGCGGAGCUGCCGUCCGAGGCGCCGCUCUUGCGGCCGCGCUUGUGGCGGCAGCCGUGCUGUGA
Messenger RNA from Andrographis paniculata, 393 nucleotides. RefSeq names its product alpha carbonic anhydrase 8-like. Bases 1 to 393 code for a protein of 130 amino acids. The record is from RefSeq and is a predicted model, not a curated record. NCBI's taxonomy places the organism in Eukaryota, Viridiplantae, Streptophyta, Magnoliopsida, Lamiales, Acanthaceae. The transcript has a single exon.